This is a messenger RNA of Linnemannia hyalina, 1023 nucleotides long. NCBI's taxonomy places the organism in Eukaryota, Fungi, Mortierellomycota, Mortierellomycetes, Mortierellales, Mortierellaceae. The record is from the annotation of a GenBank genome assembly.
AUGUCCUCUUACUACGGACUGGUGGGGAUAGGGACGCCGCCACAGAUGUUCAAGCUAGAUAUGGACACCGGUUCAUCCGACCUCUGGAUCCCCUCAAUGAAAUGCGACCAUGACGGGAAAUGUUCCCGCCAUACGCGAUUCGACCCUUCGCUCUCGUCAACUGUCACAGAACUCAAGACACCCUGGAAGAUUGCAUAUGGCGACGGAUCGACUGUCAGCGGACACCUUGCGAUUGAUCGACUCCAGUUUUCAGAGAUUACGAUCGAGAACCAGUUGAUUGGUCUUGCGGAUAGGGAGUCGAGUUCUUUUCUAGAGGAUGUUGUUGAUGGGGUUUUUGGGUUAGGGUUUCCGUCAUUGUCGGCGAUGGUGUUGGAGGACCAGAAGGAUGCUGAAGCCAAAGUCCAGGGGCCGAUCAGCAAUACGGUGUUGAGCAGCAUCCUCUCGCACGAGUUAAUUCCGGCGCCCGUGUUUGGAGUUUGGUUGGGAAAUGGGGAUGGAGAGGGGUCGGAUGCGAAUGGUGGCGAUGGUGAGUUUAUCUUCGGAUCGAUCGACACUUCAAGAUUUGAAGGGGAGUUGACGUUCUUGCCGAUUACUCAUUCGCGGUACUGGCAAGUACAGGUUGAUGGAGUGCAGUUGGACGGGAUCGGGGAUCUGUCGAUCAAGGGCGACACUAUUAUCGACACUGGUACUACGCUGCUAGUAUUCCCGAUAGCACAGUCCAAGAAGAUCAACAAGGCGAUUGGAGCCAAGUCGGAUCCCUGGGAGGGUUGGAUCUUGCCAUGUGAUUCGAACCAGGAGGGUAGUCUGGAUUUCCAGAUGGGCGGCAGCCUGUUCUCUGUUCGGCGCAAGGACCUGGUGAGGGAGAAGGUGCCUCAGAAGAAAGGGUGGUGUUAUAGUGCGGUGACGACGACUCCCGGGGACACGAUUAUCUUUGGGGAUGUCUUUAUCCGCAACAACUAUUGUGUCUUUGAUGUUGAGCAUAUGACCAUUGGCAUUGCACCUGUGAAGCGGCGGCACCCUUGA